Molecule: messenger RNA, 336 nt
Organism: Schistocerca nitens (vagrant locust)
Lineage: Eukaryota; Metazoa; Arthropoda; Insecta; Orthoptera; Acrididae
Product: odorant receptor coreceptor-like
Exons: 3
Coding region: 1-336 (111 amino acids)
Biological process (GO): detection of chemical stimulus involved in sensory perception of smell; sensory perception of smell
Cellular component (GO): plasma membrane
Molecular function (GO): odorant binding; olfactory receptor activity
Source: RefSeq, a predicted model, not a curated record
AUGACUCACAGUGCUCUCUUCUGCUUCCUCGGACAGUCGAUCACUGAUCAGAGCGAGAGCCUGCUGCACUCGGCGUUCAGCUGUGGCUGGUCGGACGCCGACCCGCCGAUCAAGAGGCCGCUCACCAUCAUCAUGCUGCGGACGUCACGGCCGCUGGUCAUACGCUUGGGCAAGUUCUUCACGCUGUCCAGGAACACGUACAUGCAGAUAAUAAAUACCUCAUACACUAUAUUCAAGGUGUUGCUGAGCUUACAAAAAAGGAUACAAGCACUGGAGAGUUCGAAGCCACGACUACCUAGGACUUCAGUUGAAGUUUGUUUUCAUCACAGCCUCUGA